Messenger RNA from Lymnaea stagnalis (great pond snail), 13661 nucleotides. The record is from the annotation of a GenBank genome assembly. NCBI's taxonomy places the organism in Eukaryota, Metazoa, Mollusca, Gastropoda, Lymnaeidae.
CCAAAAUGGCGUCGAAUUAACACAAAUACUAGGAAUAUUUGCUGAAGCCUGUUGAUGAUAAACAACUGAUAGUUAGUAUUGAAAACAAUUCUAACAAAUUAAUAGCAACCUGUCUUAUUGACUAUUGGUAAAGUAGAAUAAACUUAUUGACCCUAACUGCUAUCAUGUUGGGGUCCCUGUAAUGAAAGUUACGGCAAGUUACUGUCACUACUACUACUACUACUGUCAGUACAGCAGAGUGUUGGGCACUGAUAGAUUUUUGUUAGAGCCUAUUUUACAUUUUAGGUUUGAAGAUUUAUGUUCAAGUUUGGGAGGGGGGACUAUAUUUAAGUUUGAAAAUUAUGCAUGAUUUAGGCAUACUCAUACGUCCGGUAAAUUAAGCAUUCAGGUUAGGUCUAGACUAGAUACUUCGAUGAAAGAAGGGAGACUACUAUUUUUUUUGUAUCGGAAAUGGGCGUCGGCGCCGAAAAAUCCGAGUUUUUAAUUUUCCGAUGUGUGUGUCUAUUUAUUAUUAAAUUAGUUCUUUCCACAUAUAUUUGAGUUCCGUUUCCGGCCUUAUAAUUUGGAAGACAUCUUGGCCUACAUUUCUAGCCAGCUAUUUUGCUUUUUUCAAUCGACCUUUAUUUUGAAAAUCUUUGGUAUAUAUAAGGCAUCUUCGCAUACAAAAUUUUUUGUGAAAUAAUAAGAUAAGGUCCUUUUUGAUUAAAUCUGUAUGAGCAUUAGAUAUUGAUCUAUAUCUGUGCCAAGUUUCAUUGAUGUAGGUCGUGUCUCACGUUUGUUACACUUGUCACAGUGACCCAUAUCACCAUAAGGUGGCUCAGCCUAAUUUCGACAUGGCGUGGGCCACGCCCCCUUUUUAAUGGCGGAAGUUGCCGAUACUUAGGAAAUAUUUAAUUAUUACCACUAUAUACAUCAAAAUAUUUUAUAUUUUGUGUUUCAGAAUGCAUUUUGAAGACAUUUAAACUGGAAAUGUUUUAAUUUGAGCUUUAAAAACCCUGCAGAGUCCAUAUUAUAAAUGAUCAGAAUUUUCCCUGUGCAACACGUUGUCAUUGGCAACCAUUCACAGCCACUUGCAUAACGGCUACGUCGUAGUACUAUCUCAGAGUUUCAUUCAUAAGAGUUUGCCGUGUGCAAAAGCUAUUAAACCAUUGGUCAGGGAAAGCUUUUAUUAAUUAUUCAUGUGCCAAAGUUGAAAGUUUAAAAUAAGUCGACCCUAAACAGUAUUUUAGUGAUAAGGGAAUGCUUUGCCUUAUAUAAACUAUAUAGUCAUUGCGCAUGACGCGAUCAGUGGAAUGAGGUCACAGAAUGUGGAGAUGCAGUCUAUGUUAAAAAAUGACAAACCAAGUCGUACUUUAAAAAUUCAUAACUUUAAAACUACAACAGCUAAAAAUAUGAUUUUGGUGUUAUAAUUAUGUUUAAAAUUAGCUCUAUUCAACUGUGCCAUUGGUUUAUUUUUAAAAAAUGUUAACAUUUUUGACCAAAGUAUCUAGUCUAGACUGUCUAGAGUCUAGGAGUUGUAGAAUUCAGUCAAUUUAGAUUGAAGUUUUUUUGUGAAAAAAUGUGUUCAUUCAGAAUUUAGUUUGCUUAAUUUUUGCUCAUUUUUAACAUUUGUUUUUUCUUGCCAAAAUAUGUUACACAGGGGUGCCACUUUUCCGGGUUAUCCCGGAAUUCCCCGGAUUCGUGAGGCUAAAUAUUUAUAAUUUUUCAGUUCCGGAUUCGCGAGUUUUUAUAUUCUCUCGUUCCGGAUUCGCCUGUUCAAUAUAUUCAAAUACGGGUUCUGUUUUUUUUUUUUUAUCAACAUGUAACAGAAUGCGCGAAAAACUGGGAAAAUUCCUUGAAAAUGGACGUUAAUUGCUGAUCUCGUCUAUUUUUAGCAUUUCUGUUGCCAGAGAGCUAGUGGUUUCCCCUUGCACAUGUGCUUUGACCUCUACACUUUUCGAGUAACGUACUACUUUGAUAGACCAGAAAUGUUUAUUUUCUGUUCACAUCGCCGAUCCAGAGAUAUUUGAAGUGUUUGGGUAAGCAAAGUGUAAAAUUUUGUAAAUAUUUUUUUUAAUUUAGUUUUUAAUUUUUGGGUAACCAUUAUAAAAACACUUGUCCAAGACUAAGCUUAGCGUACUUUGUUAUGUUUUACUGUAUGCAGGCGACAUGUAUUUUUUAUAGAAGAGCUAGGCGGCGUUUAAAGACUUCUAAGUUAACUUUACAUUUCAUUACGGAGUAAGCCUUCUUAUUUUAAAUAGGCUAAUAUGAUUAAGUUAUUUUUAUCCCUUCAGUAGUUAGCCUGACAUAACUGUAUUUAGUUAUUCUUUAUUUAUUAGUUAUGCACUCCUGUGUUCUGACUGUGGGUAUACUUUACGGACGGUAAUUCUACUAUUACUAUUACUAUUAUUCAUAUGGCUCUGUUGCCGUAGUUUAGUACUGGUAUAAUAUAGUCUAUAUGAUUAUUAUGUAUGCCUUACUAUAAAUUAUAAAUCUAAUAUGAUAAUAUAUUUUAUUUUGUUUCACUAUUCAGGAUCUAGGCUCAAUAAAAUAAUGUAAUGCCCAACAGUUCCUUUAACUUUAAAGAACUGAUGGGCAUUACAGUUACAGCAAUCAUGAUUGAAUAAGUCAUCAGUGCUAUACUAUGCUGGAAAUAUUGAUAUCAAGUAUUAAAGGGGAAAAUGUCUGAGUCAAUCAUCUGAUGAUACCAGCUUUAUCACCUAUCUUAGGUGUCCACUUCUGUAACUUCUCAAUUAUGAAAUUUAUGUGUCAAACUAUGAAACUCUCACACUUGGAGGAUUUUAUAGACACUAAAAUGUGUUGACUCAAACUAUCCAUUUUCAUCAUAAAGAAGAGAACAUGAACUCCAUAUAAGAAAAGAUGCUUUCAGCUUGUGGUAGCUAGCUAUACGUUUGUUCUAAAAUGUCCAGAUAACCCAUUGCAAAAGUUGACUUUUCAAGUCUGAGUAAAUUGAAAAAUUGCGAUUGCUAGGAAAUUUAAUAAAUAUUUACGUGUAUACACCUUAAUUGUUUAAUUUUGUUCAUUUGUGAUGUAUCUCAAUGUUUUAUUUCAUAAUUUCAUGCUUGUUUUUAUAUUAAUCAACAAAAACGCUGCAUUGCGAUAAUCAGGAAUUUUGAGUUUCAUUAAGUUUCAGAGAUUGAAAAAUUUGUAAAUGAAGUUUCAGGUUUCAAGACAUUUUUAGAAAGGGAUUUCAGGGUUCACAGCUUUCAGUGAGUGGCAUCCCUGAUGUUACAUUUUUUAAACUUUUGUCCAUUCAUUGUUAAAUGGUUCAAAUCUUACCAUUUUCAUGCAAUAAGACAAUAGAAGUUUCAAAAAAUGUAUUUAAAAAAAAUAGCCCAUUCAUUCUCAUCAGUUUUGCAUCACUUUUUUUUAAUUAGACUUGACUACUUUUUUUUUUUUUCACACAGCCUGCCAUUUUUAUUGCCAUGAAUGACACGUCUGUAGUCAUUGCAAUAAAGAUGAGGGCAGUGUGAAAAAAGUAGAGCAAAACGUUGUAGAACAGGGGGGGUGGGGGGUUGUCAAGCACAAAUUUACCGAAGCUCAUUUCUCCAAUAAUUUAAAAUAGGCUUACAUACACAUAUAUACCUAGCAGUAAGGCUGGGAAUGUCUUCCACUGUAUUAAAUGUUGGAGGUUCUCCAGGUUCCAUAUUCAAAAGAUUUUUUUUUUGGCUCUGUACUUAAUUGAUUCAAGUUUUUCUUGGUCUCUCCUCCCCAUUACAUUUUGUUGAAAUGUACUGUGACAUGGUGUCAUGAUUGAAAUUAAUGGCACACUGGUACUUCUUUUUUCAGCCUAUUAAUAUAAAGCAUUUUUAACGAUGUGGGCGAAUUUUCAGCAAGGAUAAAUUUCUUUUACAUAAAAUAAAAAAAGAAUAUAAGUGAAAAUAUGAAGGACGACCACUUUGUAAACAAGUACACUUGAAUUUCAUAUAAGACAUUCAUAACUUUUGAACCACUUGAGCUAGAAAGUUGGUCUUGUUGUCUUUUGAACAAUUUAAUGGGUUCUGUGGUAAAUAAUAGGGUUACUGGAAAUUUGAUUGAAAGAAAUUUCGUCGACGGUAAAGUGAUCGAACGGAAAUGUAGUCUAAUUUUUUUUUCAGUUAACACGUUUUGAUACCAUUAUACUAUAUAGUAAAACAAAAUGAUGUGUUCCAAAAGAAAUUUGAAGAAAAAUUUUAACAUAAAAACUGAAUAAAAGAUUCUACCAAAUUUCCGUUAGAUCAAAUUACCGUCUAUCAAUUUACCGUUGUUGAAAUUUCUUUCGAUCAAAUUUCCGGAUACAAAAUAAUACAGCCUAUUUUGCUUUCUCCAGCUUAUUUUCUAUACUAACAUCACGUCUUAUUGCUCUGAUUUUAUUAACAAAUUUAAAAAAAAAAUCAAUUAAAUUAUUUAUUACCAUAAAUUUUUAAAAAUUUUAUUUAUUAACAUUUAAAAUUUUUAUUUUUUAUUGAAAUAAGGUUGAUGAACAGAAAAUACAAUUUGGUGUAAAGGCUAAGGAACUCUCUUCUUCUGGGGAAAAUGCAAUUCAAUCACCAGAAAAAUAAAUUCACCCUAUGAAGCAAAGAGAAUGAAAUAUGAAAAACUCAGUUAUUGUUAAUGGUGCUUAACUGAUCUAGUUUUAUCUGAAGAUCAUUUUAAUCAGUUGGUCCAGGUAAAGUACAAUGCACUGUAACCUUGCAUACCAAAAAUAUAUUUGCUUACAUUUACAUAUUAAUGUUUGAAGAUUAAUUAAAUCAAUUUGAUUUAAAGUCAACUGCUUUUUGCUCUGCUCAUUAUCUUUUGAGCUUUAAUAGCCAAAAGUAAAUUUAUAAUAAUAAUGCCUUCUUUCAAAAUUAUAUAGACAGGCAGAGUAUAAGCUUUUGUAUCUAUUUUUUUAUUGGACCGUUAACCACCCUGUAAUACCUUUUUGUUGUAACAGAUUGACAUGUCAUUUAAAUCAACUAAGAUUCUUAACAUUUUAGAAAAAAACAAUUAUAUAUUAUAUAUACAGCGGGGCUAGGAAUCCAAAUUUAUACUUAAUCAGUUCCAGAACCCCAUUUGAGUACCAAAUCGUUUUCCCCACACAUUUUUGUCCCUUUUUUAAUUGAUAGAAACUGGAUUAAUCCAUUCCUGGUCCAACAAACUCAAAGAAUCCCAGUCCCUUUCUUAAAGUUCUUGAAUCACCCCUCACAGGUGUCCUCUUCUUUUCCUCACUAAACUUUUAUGAACCCAUUGCAAAUACACUAACUUUUUUCAAAAUUAAUCAAAAAUAACAAAAAGGGCACACAAGUAUAAAAUUAGCAGUGAAAAUAAGAUGAGAUGCUUUUACUACAGCUUUUGACAAUGAACUGAAUGACAAAGCUUAUAGUUAGUCAGAGUGCAGAGGAAAUGUACACUAAAAAAAACAUCCAAAGAACAUGCUGGAUUCCAAAGCAGCAUUCAGAUUCAAGUUGUUUGAAUUCUAGGGCCCCACUGUAUAAUGAUCUUAGCUUUACUUUAUUCAAACCAAAUUCCUUUUCUUCAGAUUUUUAUGGAGACCAAAUGGAGAACAUCAUUGUAAAAGAUUUUGAAAACUUGAAGGUUUUUGCUCAACGUAAUUUUAUAAUGGAUGAGCUGGUCCAAGAUCUUACAACAGCCUUAGAAGAAACUGCCAAUGUAGGUAGACCUGGAACAUCACAGGCUGAAGGUGCUAAUUCAAGCACAUAUCCUAGGCGAUAUGUGAAGAAACGAAGAGGAUUAAGACGACCUGCUGCUAAUAAUUAUUACUGGAAGCGGGGCACAAUUAGUGAAGCUUCAGAAAGUAGUGUUGAUGAGCACCCUAUUAGGGACUAUGCUGGAAAUGUGAUCCAUAGUGACUCUGAUGAUUUGGCAGCAUGCCAACGUAUUCCCAAGUUGACUGUUCCAUUAGUGGAUCCAGUGCCCCCUGUGGAAUCUGACUCUUUCACCGAAAAUCUGUCACCACUAAGGCCACAGAGAAGAAGACGAAAAUUCAAAACUAUGGCUGUGGAUUCAUCUCCCUUGACUGAUCAUAUUCCUUCAGAUGCAGAUUCUGCUUCUGGUGACAAGCAGCUUGGAAGAAGGAAAGAAGAAUCACCAGCUGGUGGUGUUGAUAAACCAAAUUACUCUGGUUUAAAGGGUUCCAUACCUGGUUCUUAUGCAUCACACUCUCAUGCAGUAACUGCAGGGAAAAGGAAGAGAAGCAGUAAAAGUCGCACAGAUUACAACUUUUGUCCUAACAGGGAUUUUCCCUCACAUGGAGUUUCCUCAAACAUGGAUAGAAUGGAAAUAGCUAGCAUUUCACAGUAAGAAAAGUUAUUUAAAAAACGUUUCAACACCUGUUUCAGCACAAUGCAUCAUUCUCACCAUUAUUUAGUUAAACAUUUUAUUAUUUUCAAAGUGGCACAUCAUGCAUUUAAAAAAACAAAAAAAACUUGUCCUUUGGGGCUAAGGUUAGACAAAAAUUAUUUUCGUACCUGUUAAAUACAUUAAUUAAUAAUAAUUAUCAUUAUAACUUCAUGAAAGUCUGCACUUUGGGAAUAAGGAAUUAAAAAAAAAGACAUUCACACCAAGUGCUUUGAUCUUCUGAUGUAUUUGAUUCAGUCUAGGGGUGUUAUCACUUUGAUAAGGAUUCAGUGCUUUUAAAAGGUUAUAUUUUUUUUUUUGUAGGGAAAGUUCUCUCAGUAGUAGUGAAUUUGAUAGUGAUUUGAAUGCCAACAAUGAAGACACACGAGAAGGUAAGUCAAAUAUAUAUAUUAUUUGUGGUAAGUUUGUGAUAGUUGUUUUAUUACUUAAGCAAUCUCGUUUCAAUGUUAUGAAUAUUUGAUCAGCAAAGAGAAGAGAAAUAAUCUACCUAUAUAGAGCAAUAUAUUUUUUGUUUAACCAUCUCUAAAUUUUGUGGUUCAAUUAUUUGUAUACUUUGAUUCUUAUUUUUAUCUUUGGCAGCUGAUGAUGAACAAAGUGAUUUUUUUCAUGAGCCUGGACCUGCAUGUGGAAUACCAGAUAUAGUUCCUUGGUGGGAAAAUGAACGGGUAACAGAUGAACCACUGCGAAUUGAUUCUGACUUUGAAAAAAUACUAACUGGAACAUUUGCACACCUACCAAAAUUCUCUAAUCAAAGCUUUAAGGCCAGAGUGGGGAAGCUAAUGUCGGGGGUAAUGUUUAUCAUCUGGAUGACUAUCUUCCUUAUUACGGCAUUUAAAAGUUGUGUCAGAAAUGUUUGAAAUUUAAUAACAUAUACAGUGCCAGUGGAGAAUUUCAGCACUGAUAAUACAUUUCCUUUCAAUACCAAUGAAGCUGUAAACCUCAGAUAUGAAAGGGAAAAUAGUAUCUUAUUUGAAAUAAAAAUGUUAGAUCUCAAUGAUGUUGUAAUUAUUUAUAUUUCCCUGUAAAGUUUAAAGUCCUUUUAUCUCUGUAACUUGAAAAACACACUGACCUAGUAAGGUUGGAUUUACCUAUAUAUCUGAAAAACUUGUUUUAAAAAAAUUAUUGAAUUUCCUAAAACAGCUAAAAUAAUGCCUUGGUAUCGAAAGGGAAUUUCACAAGGAACAACAUUGAUCCUUUAAGCAGGCAUGAGCAAACAUUUUUGUUCCAAAGCCAUAUGAAUUUUUGAGAGGAUGCUAGCGAGUUGUACAAAGAACAUAACAUAAUUUCAUAUUAAAAAAUAAUACUACAAACUUAAUUUUCAUUACAAAGUACAUGAAUCCUUAUCAAGACAUUCAUUAUCAAGGGAUUUUUAUAAAUUAAAAUUAGAAUGAAUCUUCUAAAUAUACAUGGAUGAUAAAAUUAUAGUCUCUAGAUGGCUGAUAGCAUAAAAUGUUUUAGCAUAUUCCGCUAACCUUAAUGUGGCGAGCUGGAUCUGGUCCAUGGUCCAGGGUAUGCACAUGCCUGUUUUAAACGCACACCUUUGACUACUAUUGCAAAUACCAUGGCAUUUAAGAACAUUAGUAGAAAGAUUAUUUGUACUGAUUUUUGAAAUAUUUUGUUUCAUCUUUAGACGGGUCGAGAAAUUCGAUUAGGAAGGAGGAAGUUAAAAGGCAAGGUAAGUGGUUUUUACAAAAAAAAUCAGCUGUAAAACAAAAUUUUCAAUUACUCAGGAGUGAUAUUCCAAUCAAAGAACCAAGCUCCGGGAGUGGGCUUCCAAUCAAAAGGACUAGGUUAUAGGAGAGGGCUUCCGAACAAAGGACCAAGCUCCAGGAUAGGGCUUCCCAUCAAAGACCUGGCUCCAGGAUGUGGAUUUCCCAUCAAAGGACCGGGCUCGCCUGAUUAACUUUCAUUUUUUUUGGAUAAAAUCACACUGCUGGCUAAUGAAAAACCAUUCUUGAAAAAAAAAAAAAAAAAAAAAAAAAGACCACUAUCUGCAAAAGCAAGGAGCUGGUAAAUUUACCUUGCAGAUCAGCAUAAACAAAGAAAGUACUGGAGUGUACAACAGCGCACACAGCUAUAGAACUUGUUACUAAACUUGGAGAUUUCAAUGAAUGUUACAAGUAGAGUUGGCAAGCUUUGAUGUGCAAUUUAGGAUGGUAUUCUAUUGCAUUCCAUACAUUCAUUCAAAUGAUGUUUUUAUAAAUAAUGGGGAUUUGCUAUUAAUCAUGAUCAUUUAAAGAAUGAAGAAUUCAUCAAAAAAAGAGGGUGAAAAGAAAUUUGCUGUUUGCAAAAUGUUUUGUAGGACUCUUUGAAAGAUGCCAACCAAGGGAAAGAAGUACUGAAGACUUGGAGGGAGCUAUAGCAAAGAGAGCUUUAAAAAUUCGGCAUCAAUUAGAGUCAUCAGAAAUCAAUGGUUGCACAAUGUGUUGCAGAAUAAUAUAAAGAACUAAAAUUUAAAUAUUCUGAUAGAUAAGAUGUUGUAUUUAUUCUAAAUCUAUUAUCGGUAGACAGUUUUAAAUUAUUUUUUUUUUUAGAUGCCUCGUUACACUGUUGGGAGGUUUCUACAAGACAGAGAACACUGGAACCGCAUGCAAAGCCAUCAUCCCAGUCCACUGGUGACAGGUGCAUUAGGUGUUUGCAGCAACAAUAGCAAUUGUCAUGGUGUAGAAUUUAAGCGAAGGAGGCAUGUAACUAGAAGUGCAGCUAGUGUAGAAGGUAUUUUCAUAAUUAGUUUUUUUUCAUCUUAGGAACUCAACUGGCUUGAAUUAUACACUUGGGCCAUAGCUGUUGCCAGCUGUGUGCAGUAAUAUUGUUACGUGCUAUUUUAAGAUUAAACAAUUUUAGUUUUGUUUAAAAAUUGGCUCGUAAUAUAAAAACAAUCUGUAACAAAGGACUGAAAAUCAGUAUACUUAAAACAUACGAUACAAAAGCUAGCGAAAAUAACAAAGAACAAUUUAUUUAGGCUAUUACUAUUAAAAAAAAACCUUACAAUAUUUGAGUUUGAGUACAAAUACAAUUGAGGGAUGAUAGAACAAUGUCAUAAUAAAUUAUAAAUAUUUAUCCUAAAGAUCACAAACACAACAAACCAUUGCCUCUCAAUAGUCUUGUACUGUCACCAUGCAAAAGCACUGGGGAAAUUUUUUUAAUUGAAAGGUACCCAGGUAAAAUUUCAGCUACCUUAUAUACCCCCCAAGAAAGAAGGUCACAUGGUCACAACACUCAAGGAAAGAUAGGUUUCUAGACUAUUUUGAACUGUCACAAACUCUUCCGACCCAUGUCAUCUUGAGGCAAAGAAAAAAAAUUAACUCAUAAUGUGGCAAGUUCAAACCAAAAAGGUGUCACCAAGUUAAGUGGGAAAUGUAAACAAAAGGAAAAAUGUUGGUCAUGCCACAUAACAAUAUAUUUUUAAUGAUAUUGAAUGUUGUUCAAUUUCAAUGCAAUAUUUUUAAAAAUGGAUGUGUUUUAAGAUUUUAUCAAUGACUGAUAGAUCAAUGUAGUCAAAAUUAUAAAUCACACUUUUUUUUCUUUCCUAACAAAAUUUUUAAUUAAAUGCCUUUUGGAAAUGCUUGGUAAUUACAUGUUUAGAAAUAUUUUUGUCCUUUUAACUCUUUCCCUCCGGAAUUAUUUUCCACAUUGUGACGGAAAUAUCUAUUUUGGGUUUUUGUUAUGCACUACUAUGUUAUCUCUAAACCUUCAUAACUUUUUGUUUUUAAUCAGAAAAUGUUAAUUUUGGUAUGGAAUUAAAGGGAAAUGCAUGCUCUUUGCAAGCAAACAAGAUUUGGGUUUAAAUUUUAAUAAAUAAAUGUGAUUGUGAUUUAAGGAAAAUAAAAAUUUAUUAAAAAAACCUCACCAAAUGUUCACAAAACGCUCAUUCCAAGUCACAUGAAGAGAAAUAUAUAAUCCAAAGUGUAACAAAAAUGUUUUUUCCUGAACUAUAUCUAUAUGUGCAUCAAAAAUAAUAAAUAUCAACUUUCAAAAAAGAAAAAAUUAAACCUCAGAGCUCAUAAUCCAUUGUCACCGACACACAAAAAGUGUGCAAAAAAAUUUAACUAAUUCCACUGGAAACAAUCUAUUGCUAUUUAGAAAAUAAUUGCACUGUAUCCUUGUAUGCACUAACAUUUAUAAUAUUAAAUGAAAAAUCUGCCAUACAUUUGUCACAUAUUUCCAUCUGGGUUUAGCUAUAGUAAGCCUAAAAAACAAUCCAUAUUGAUGUGCACUUUAGCUGGGGCGGGGCUGGUUGUUCAUCAGUUGAUGAAUUACCAAUUUCAUUAUUUUGUCACUAGUAUUACUAAUACUAAUACUAAAAUUAUAAUCAUACAGAAUCAGCCUCUGCAUUUGAAAUCAUAAAAUCACUAUCUGAAUCAUCAUCAGAGUAAUAUUUUCCACCUUUAUUAGAUCGAUCACCAGAUGGGUCAGGUCAAGAUUUCAUGUUUGUAAACAAAAAUAAAAUGGACAAUCAAAACAACCGCUUCAAACAAUUCAUUCUUUGUUCAAAAACAAUAAAACCAGAUGUUUAUGAAAGGGAAAUCAUUCUAGAAUUGAUUUAAAAUAACUAAAUACCAAUAGCUAAGAAAAGAACCGAAAUAAACAGGUUUUAUACAUCGUCGAUCCCAUCGUCGAUACGCCAAAAUCUUCAUUUCAAAUUGACGAUGGGAGCGUUUAUCCGGAGGAAAGAGUUAAACCAGGUGAUCUCAGCUCGGUUAUAUUUUAAAAAUAUUAAGAAAGAGUUUAGAAUCACUUAUAGUUUAGACAGUAUUUAAUAUAUUUUGAAUCUUUUUAGGGUUAAAUUUAUUUUGCAUUCUUUCCAGGAAUAAGUGGACAGUGUUCUGACCCUGUCCCUGAGAACAGUGUCACUUCUAAGGUACUACGUCCCAUUGGAACUGGUGCGAUGAAAAGCCCAGUUGCAGCAGUGAGAAGGAGCACAAGAAAGAGUGGAGCUGGCUACAUCAACGUUUCAGAUUCUUGAUGACAAAAAAUCUUUCAAUCUUUAAAUUUUUACAUUUUGCUGAAGAUGGAGGGUUUAUUUCAUUUAUGUUAUUUCUAACAGAAUCAUAACUUUUUAAGGACCUUCAAAUGGGAUAUUUUUUUAUCAACAAAUUAUUCUUUUAAAAUAGCUUUUGAUAUUUUAUAGCUCAUGGCUUUAUUAUAAUCUAUAAUGCAGAAGAGUAGAUAUUACAAUUUUGUAAUGGCAUAAAGUUCUUUUAAAAUAUUUUAUGAUGACACAAGUUUGAGCGCAACUUAAGAACUAUGAAAUGUCAAUGCUCACCUGAAUUAUUCAGAGCAAAUUUUAAUGCAAGCUAAAUUAUAUUUUCUGACAAACUGGAGAAUGUUUGUGUUUAUUUUGUAAUGUAAAUUCAAGAGUUGCCCUAUGAUAAAGAUCAAUGGAUUUCUUUAACACUUUUCUAUUGAUGAUAAAUUAUUGGAUAUUGGAAAGAUUAAGUUUUAAUUAACUGGAGAUCUACAUUUGCAGUGUUCUAACUACUCAGCAAUUGUGUGCAUUUUGUAAACAAUUUAAUGUUGAAAAUGAAUUCUGCAUUGUAAUGUUUAAAUUAAUCUUUCCACUGACCUUUUGAAAAGGUACUGGUGGAAGAUCAAGUUGGGAGAGCCCCACUUGCCCUUAAAUUAAUCCCCACUCCAUGGGUAAAUUCAUUAAUACAAAUAAUUGUUAAUUCUGAUUUGUUCAUUCUCAUUUCAUCAUUACAUAUAUUUGACUUGGGAAUUCUUACAUUCUUAAAAACAAAUUGUCUCUAGUCAAAAUACAUGUAUUUAUUUGUGCAUGGCUUAUUAGUAAUGAGAGAGGGCAAUGUUUAAAAAGAACAUUUACAAAAAAUCUUUAUGAAUUUGUAAUGUUAUUGAAUGAACUGACACAUUUCAGUUGUAGCUGAUAUCUUUUAAUUUGUAUGGUAACAUUUUUAAAUGUGUACUUAUUCUUUUUUAAAUUUGACUUAACAAAUUUUUAAAACCUUAUUAAAUGUAAACUUUAAGCUCACUGAUCAUCUCAAAGUGCAAACCCUCAAUAUCUUUCUGCAGUCUAAUUAUAUCUUAAUAAAAAAUGGCAGACCAUCCGUCAAGCCAAAUCUCAUUAGGUCUUCCCCAACAUACCCCCUCUUUUCCCCAACAUACCCCCUCUUUUCCCCAACCUGAAUAGUGCUCGUCAACUAGUCUGGCUGCGAAGCGGCACCCUGGAGUUUCUCUGCCGAUAAGUCAGCUCCAUACGCCUUCCUUCUGCAAUCAAAUUAUUCAAAUAUUAGUAAUACAGAAUAUGUGUUUUUGAACCUCUUAUUUCAUGUUGUGGGAGAAAGAGCAGUUCAUUAUUAUACAUAAUAGUAAUGUUCCCUUGUGGAUAGAGAAUUUCUAAAUUAUAUUUUGAUUAGACAUGCAUAGGUAUUUUAAAAAGUUGAUAUAUAUUUUAGCCUUUCCCAAACCCACUUCAGUCUUUUGAUGAGCGAAAAUAAAGGAUAUUGAUAACAAAGGAAUUAAGUUUUAAUGGAGUUAAAAAUUUGCAGUUUUAAGACACAGGUCUGAAAAAGUGCUAUUGCACAAUAAUUUACAAACAUUUUUAUUAGGUGAGUUUAUGUCAUCAUUGGCUUCAAUGCAUUAUAUUAUUUAUUAUUAUUUACAAUCACUUUUCAGGCUCUUGUAGAUAAUGUAAAUAUGAUUUUAAUGGAAUUAUAGUUUUAUUCCAAUCAUUUCUUGAUUACUAAGUGUUUAUGUGAUAAUUCAUUGUUUUAACUUCAUAAGCCAAAGACAGACCUGUCCCCAAAAGGCUUAAUAUUUUUUUAAACAUUUCAAUAAAUAUAAGCUCUAAAGAAUUUAGUUGUUAAAAAAAUUGAUUUGUCUUACUGUUUGAAUAACAAUACAUUUUAUUGACAAUGAUCAGGUUUAGAAAGGGCUUUCUUAGCAGUCUAAUAGUACUAAUAAAGCUAUUUUAAAAUUUCAUAAAAUAGAGUAGCAUGUCCUUGGAAAAGCUACUUUACCAAAAUUUGAGAAAGGUCCACAUUAAAUACAGUCGUUGGAACUUGACAACUCACACAAUCCGUUUUAUUACUUUCAAAUUUGUUUUUCAUGCCUAAUUUUAAAUAUUUCACUAUAAUUACAUUAAAAUCCACUGCAUAGCCACUAGGACAAACCAAGUUAAUCUCUGGUGUCUGAAAAUUGUUUUUUUCCCGCAACCUGGUACCACUAUGAAUAUACAGUAUAUUAUAUGCUAUGAAAACAUUCUGCAACACAUUUACUGUCAUACAAUUUUUAAACAUUUGUUCAGUUGUAACAUUUUGUUCUCUUCUUACAAAAUAUUUAUAAUAUAAUAUAUUAUUCCUGAG